AUGUCGUUGAAUGAUGAACUACUGAAAGAUUUAGAUAGUGAUAGUGACUUUGAGUCUGAAAAAGAAGAAGUUGAAAAUGUUGAAAUUAAAGAAUUAAAAGAUAUAAGCUCAAAAGACAAUAGUGGUGAUAUACCCAUGGACGACGUUGAAACGCAGUUGAAUCAAUUGAUAAAUUCAGGGAAAGAUGUGUCGACGGGUGAUCUACUUUCAAGGAUCGAUCUUUCCACGAUACAAGACGUUACCAAAAUCUCAAAAUUAAGUCAUAAGAUUGGUCCAAUAUUGGAUAAAAUUCAACAAUACAAAGCACAACCAGUUUCCAAAAAGGAAGAAUAUGAUUUUCUUAUAGGGGUUAAUGAUUUAUCAGUAGAGAUCACAAAUGAAAUUUUCUUGGUUCAUGAUUUCAUUAAGGCACAUUAUAGAAGAAGAUUUCCAGAAUUAGAAUCACUGAUACCGAACUCAUUUGAAUAUUCCAAAAUUGUGAAAACUCUAGGAAACAAUUUAGAUAUAUCACAAGAUGAACUAUCAUUCAUAUCCAAGGAGAAAGUUUUAGUUUUAACAAUGUCUGUCAUCCAAGCUAAAGAUAAUACCCAGGAAUUAUCACCUUCAGAUUUACAAAAAGUCAUUGCUGCUUGUGAUUUGUUACUAGAAUUAGAUUCGUCUAGAAGGGAAAUCACAGAAUAUGUCGCCUCAAGACUAUCCGUUUUCGCACCAAAUUUAGCAGCAAUUGUUGGUUCUUAUACCGCAUCACAAUUUAUGAGUGUCUUGGGUGGUUUGAAAGGUCUUUCACAAACACCAUCAUGUAACAUUCCAUCAUUGGGAAACAAAAGAGCUGUCGGUAUAGGUUUUGGACAAAGUGGUGUUAGACAACAAGGUAUAUUAUUCUAUAGUGACCUUAUUCAAUCAGUUGAUCCUGAUAUAAGAAAACAAGCAAUGAGAAUAGUAUCAGGUAAGAUUAUUUUAGCUGCUAGAAUGGAUUUUGCAAGCUCUGUUCCUGAUGGAUCUCGGGGUCAAAAAUGGAGAAGAGAAAUUGAUGAAAAAAUAGAUAAAUUACAAGAACCACCAGAAAAUAAAGCACCAAAAGCUUUACCUGCACCAAUUGACAAGCCUUCUAAGAAGAGAGCUGGUAGAAAAUAUAGAAAGAUGAGAGAAAGAGUUCAAUCAUCAGAAUUGAGAAAAGCACAAAACAGAAUGGAAUUCGGUAAAGUGGAAAAUUCUGUUACUGAUGGAUUUGGUGAAGAAAUUGGUCUAGGUAUGUCAGGAUCAUUAUCUGGUAUUGCUGUUAAUACCAAUACAAAUGCUAAAGUUUCAAAAGCUAUGAAGAAUCGAUUGGAAAAAGCUACUGAAAAUAGUGAACAAUUCAAUAUGGCUGUUUUGAACUUUGGUAAUACUGAUAAUGCUAAAUCAUUAGAAAAUGGAAGGGAUGGGAAACGAAUAAAGAGAUGA
Messenger RNA from Hansenula ciferrii, 1443 nucleotides. It is a transcript of the gene PRP31, whose product is annotated as U4/U6-U5 snRNP complex subunit PRP31. The record is from RefSeq and is a predicted model, not a curated record. Lineage: Eukaryota; Fungi; Ascomycota; Saccharomycetes; Phaffomycetales; Wickerhamomycetaceae. Gene Ontology annotation, biological process: mRNA splicing, via spliceosome; spliceosomal tri-snRNP complex assembly. The transcript has a single exon. Gene Ontology annotation, cellular component: U4 snRNP; precatalytic spliceosome; U4/U6 x U5 tri-snRNP complex. The coding region runs from base 1 to 1443 and encodes 480 amino acids.